AUGGCUUCCGAAGCUCCCGCCAAUGAGCUCUCCGCUGCUCAGAAGCUCAUGCAGAAGCACGCAGAAGCUCCUCAUCAUGUUACCGUCGAGGAUGCACCUGAUGAGGAUCUUCCCAUCCGUUCUUCUGCUGAGGCCUCUAGCUCCGCCGAAGCCCCGGCUCCAGCUCCCAAAGCAGCUCCCAAGCAGGCCGCUGCUAAGACUCUCGAUACUCAGUCGCAUGAGCUGUUCCCCGAGCUCGGUGGUCCAAAGGGUAAGGCUGCUAAUGUGGCGCCCAUCUGGGGAGCUAAGACCGCGAACGGCGCCGCCUCUAAUGGUGGCUCUCGUUCGUCUACUCCCGUCUCUGGUGCUGCUACCCCUAACAAGCCAUCUAUGUUCAUUCCUGGCCGCAAUGUCGAGUCUGUCACCCUGGAUCCCCAGUACAUCCUGUCUCGUAGCCAGCUAAAGAGGCCCAUCCCUGAUAUCAUCAAGGAUCUCAACCGCAAGUCUCGUGCCACCCUUUCGAUGAACACCACCGCCAACGGCCGCUACAAAUUUGAUGCUACUGGUCCUCAGGAUGUCGCUCAACAGGCGAUCAAGGAUCUGGUCGGUCAGAUUGGUACUCGAACUGCCAUCAAAGUUCCCAUUCCUCAGUCAGCCCGCGCCCACAUUAUCGGUAAGGGAGGAUCCACGAUCAAGCGUAUUCAGGAGACGUCAGGUGCCAAGAUUCAGCUCCCCAAAGUCGACGAAAGCAACCCUAUCGAUGAGGAGGAUGACGAUGCUACCAUUGAUGUGACUGUCGAGGGUAAUGCCCUCUCUGCCGCUUCUGCUCGAGAUCAAAUCCUCAAGAUUGCUGAAGACCGGUCUGCCAAUGUCCAGACUAAGGUUCGGGGCAUUCCUGCUGCAUUCUAUCCCUUCAUUGCUGGCCAAGAUAAUGCAUUUGCUCAAGCUCUUGCGCAAGACAGUGGUGCGGAGGUUCGCAUCCCUCCCCUGCAGGCAUACUCUACAGGGCCCGCUGCUGUUACUGCCAACCCUGGUGAACGACCUAUCUUCGCCCCUGCUGGCAACGAGGAUAACCAUAUCCAGCUCGCUGGUGACCGAGCUGCAGUGCAAAAGGCUCGCGCCGAGAUUGAGCGCCGAGUUGCCCAGCUCCACAGGGAACUUGCUGCCGAGCAGCUGUCUAUCCAGCGUGGCCGCCACCAAUUCAUCGUGGGCGACCGAGGUGUUCCCGCUGAGCAGUUCUUUGCCGAUACUGGCUGCUCCAUUCUUCUUCCCACUGAUGAAGAUGAUGACGUUAUCACCGUCAUUGGACCCGCUGAUGAGGUUGCCUCUGGCCUGGAGAAGGCCAUGGAUCUGGCCAUGGGCAUGCAAAUGUCCAACUUGGAUAUUGCUCGAUUCCACCGCAACGCCCCAGGCGGCGCUGCGGCACAUGCUAGCAACGUGACUCGAUAUCUCCGUCAACGCAAGGAGAUCGAGCGCCUGGAAAAGAUCUAUAACACUCAUAUCAACACUCCUUUCUCAGAAGGAGGUGCACUUCCUUGGGAACUUUACUCACGUGAGGGCAAGAACGCCAUUCGUGCCCAGUCCGAGAUCACUGGCAUCGUCAAUGCUCAGCCUCCCUCUCGCAUGAGCGCUAUCCCCAUCGAUCCUUUCUUCCACCAGCACCUUCGUAACAACAUUUCUCGUCAAGUGAAGAAUGACUAUGGUGUCCAGGUUGUUGUUCCUGAGGCUUCAGAGGGCAAUGUUCCUGUCCUCCUGGUGUUUGAAGGUCCUGAUCCCGCCAAUGGUCCUUAUCAGCUGCCUAGCACCAAACCAACAGAUGCCGAGAUUCGUGCCUUUAAGAAGGGGCUCGAGGAUGCCCAGAAACACAUUCUUGAGCUGAUCAACAAGCAAGAAGCUAUCACUAGCGCCGAGCUUGAUGUCCCUGCCAAAUACCAUGAAAGACUUAGACGCUUCAUCAAGAAGGAGCAGGAAUCUCGAAAGUCGGACCAGAUUCCCGUCCGUGUCUCGAAGAAUGGAACUCGCAUCACCCUUAGAGGACCUGCUUCUGCUGUCGAGUCCCUUGCUGCCAAGUCCAAUGCCUUUGUCGAGCAAGAGAAGGAGGACGAGAAGGAGCGAGGCUUCACACUGUCUUUCGAUUUCCCUCAGAAGUUUGCCAAUCACCUAAUUGGUAAGGGCGGCAGCAAUAUUCGUGAACUUCGAGACCGUUUCGACGUUGAGAUUCAAGUCCAAGAUGGCAAGGUUGAGCUCAAGGGACCCAAGGCCAAGGCCGAGACUGCUCGCUCUUAUAUUCAGAACCUCGCUCGUACAUUGGCAGAUGAAACAAGUCACACUCUGAAGAUUGACCCUAAGUAUCAUAGGGAGCUGAUUGGGGCUCAGGGAAGCCAGAUCAACCGGCUGCAGACCCGUUACAAGGUCCAUAUUUUCUUCCCUCGAUCCGCCAAGUCUGCAGACGAUGAGCAGUCGAAUGUUGAUGUCGAAGAGGGCGCCAAACCUCGUCGGCAGCAGGCUCCUGAUGAGGUCAUCAUCCGAGGUCCCAAGAAGGGUGCUGACGAAGCUCGGGAUGAGAUUUUUUCUCUUCACAAGUAUCUUGAAGAGCAUUCGGCUACCGCCACUGUUGCUGUGCAGCAGAAGCAAGUCGGAUCUUUGAUUGGACAGGGUGGUUCCGCUCUGGAUGAGCUUCGUCAGGCUACUGGUGCUCGCAUUGAUGUGCCUCAAGACCGAGAUACCGACAUUGUCGAGAUUCAGAUCAAGGGUACCGCCUCACAGGUCGCCAAGGCCAAGAAGGUUCUUGAGGAGAAGCGGGCUGUCUUCGACGAUACUGUAGUCCGAACUCUUGAUGUUGACAAGAAGUACCAUAAGGCUCUCAUUGGAGCUGGCGGCUCCAACCUUCGCGACAUUGUCGUCAAGGCCGGUGGCUCUGACGACCGACGAGAGCUUGCUCGCACCAUUCAGUUCCCCAAGCAGGAGGCUGAUGGAAACACUAUCAAGAUUGAGGGUCGCACUGAUAUUGUGAACAAGAUCGUUGAGCGUAUUCAGGAGAUUGUUGGUGAGCGUGAGAGCCAGGUCACUGAGAUUGUGGAUGUUCCUAUUGAGAACCAUCGUUCGCUCAUUGGCCGUGGUGGCGAUACAAAGCGCCAGCUCGAGUCCAAGUUCACCGUCUCUAUCGACGUUCCCCGUCAGGGGGAUGGCAAAACCGGCGUCAAGUUGACAGGCCGCCCUGAGAACGUGGCCAAGGCUAAAGAGCACAUCCAAGGACUUGUUCAGCAGCAACAAGGGGAGACUAUCCAGGUCCCUCGCAACCUUCACCACUCCAUUUCCAACGGUGGACAGUUCUUCCGUCAGCUUCGCAACAACUACUCGGUCACUGUUGAUCAUGCUGGCCAAGCUCUGCCCGCUAAGCCUGACUCUUCUACUCGCUCCAACGUCGGAGCACUCCCUCUGAUCACUGAUGACGACGAUGCCACAUCCGAGGCACACUCGUGGAAGGUUGUCCAGAUUGAUGCUGGUGAUGAUGGCGAUUUCCCUUGGGUUCUGCGCGGUUCAUCUGAGAACGUAGAGAAGGCCAAGGAUGCCAUUGCCAAGGCUCUUGAGCAGGCCAAGAAGAAUGAUGCUACAGGUUAUCUAGUUCUCCCGGACCCUCGAACCUACCGACAUGUCAUUGGUCCCAACGGCUCCAAGGUCAACUCGAUCAGAAAGGAGAGCAAUUGCAAGAUCCAGGUCCCCCGUGACCAAGCCAAGGACGAAGCCAUUGAAAUUAUUGGAACCAAGGAUGGAGUUGAGAUGGCUAAGAAUCUGAUUCUUGAAGCUGUGCGAGAGGGCAGCAGCAAGGCCCGGGAGUAA
Molecule: messenger RNA, 3819 nt
Organism: Fusarium proliferatum ET1
Lineage: Eukaryota; Fungi; Ascomycota; Sordariomycetes; Hypocreales; Nectriaceae
Product: related to SCP160 protein
Exons: 3
Coding region: 1-3819 (1272 amino acids)
Biological process (GO): nuclear division
Cellular component (GO): cytoplasm; nucleus
Molecular function (GO): mRNA binding
Source: RefSeq, a predicted model, not a curated record